GUCGGGAAACCCUGGAGCGGCGCGGCGGCCCGGCGGCUGCUCUGCCUCGGCGCGACAGGAGAAAUAAAGGAGACGAACCCUGCUUCGGGGACCAGAAGGCAGUGCCAGAAAGAGUGAGCUGGAGUGACCUGGGUGGCUCACAUUCCUAGAGGAGGCCAAGACCCCACAGUGUGGCCACCACGACAUAUCAAGCUAUUUUCAGGGUCAGGCCUGGUACUUGGAGCUGAGCCUGCUGGGGUCCCCACUGGUUGUGGAGGAUGAGGCUCCUCCGCAGACGGCACAUGACCCUGCGGCUGGCCAUGGUGGGCAGUGCCUUCAUGCUUUUCCUCUUCAUCCGGCAAAAGGACAUAAGUAGCAGGAAGCAGACCACGGAGAAACCAUGGUUGAAGUCUCUGGUGAACCAGAAGGAUCACGUGCUGGACAUCAUGCUAGGGGCUGUGAACAACCUUAGAGAUUCAAUGCCCAAGCUUCAGAUCAGGGCUCCAGAGCCCCAGCAGGCUCCAGUCUCCAUAAACCAGUCCUGCCUGCCUGGGUUCUAUACCCCAGCUGAGCUGAAGCCUUUCUGGGAACGGCCCCCACAGGACCCCAACAGCCCUGGGGCAGACGGGACCGCAUUUGAGAAGAGUGAGUGGACCCCCCUGGAGAUCCAGGAAAAGGAAGAGGGCUAUAAGAAGCACUGCUUCAAUGCCUUUGCCAGUGACCGGAUCUCCCUGCACAGGGCCCUGGGGCCAGACACCCGACCCCCUGAGUGUGUGGACCAGAAAUUCCCGCGCUGCCCCCCACUGCUCAGCACCAGUGUCAUUAUUGUGUUCCACAAUGAGGCCUGGUCCACACUGCUGAGAACGGUGUACAGUGUCUUAUACACCAGCCCUGCCAUCUUGCUGAAGGAGAUCAUACUGGUGGAUGAUGCCAGCACUGAGGAAUACUUGAAGGAGAAGCUGGAACAGUAUGUGCAGCAGCUGCAGAUCGUAAGAGUGGUGCGGCAGGAGGAGCGGAAGGGGCUGAUCACUGCUCGGCUGCUGGGGGCCAGCGUGGCGCAGGGAGAGGUGCUCACGUUCCUGGAUGCCCACUGUGAGUGCUUCCAUGGCUGGCUGGAGCCCUUGUUGGCUCGAAUUGCUGAGGACAAGACAACAGUGGUGAGUCCAGACAUUGUUACCAUCGACUUGAAUACUUUUGCAUUCUUCAAGCCUGUCCAGCGGGGCAGAGCCCACAGCCGUGGCAACUUUGACUGGAGCCUGACCUUUGGCUGGGAGACUCUGCCUGACCAUGAGAAGCAGAGGCGCAAGGAUGAGACCUACCCCAUCAAGUCCCCGACAUUUGCUGGUGGCCUCUUCUCCAUCUCCAAGUCCUACUUUGAGCACAUCGGUACCUAUGAUAAUCAGAUGGAGAUCUGGGGAGGGGAGAACGUGGAAAUGUCCUUGCGGGUGUGGCAGUGUGGGGGCCAGCUGGAGAUCAUCCCCUGCUCUGUGGUAGGCCAUGUGUUCCGUACCAAGAGUCCCCACACCUUCCCCAAGGGGACCAGUGUCAUUGCUCGCAACCAAGUGCGCCUGGCUGAGGUCUGGCUGGAUAACUACAAGAAGAUUUUCUACAGGAGAAAUCUGCAGGCAGCAAAGAUGGCCCAAGAGAAAUCCUUUGGUGACAUUUCGGAACGACUGCGGCUGCGGGAACAACUACAUUGCCACAACUUCUCCUGGUUCCUUCACAACAUCUACCCAGAGAUGUUUGUUCCUGACCUGAAUCCCACCUUCUAUGGAGCUAUCAAGAACCUUGGCAUUGAUCAGUGCCUGGAUGUGGGUGAGAAUAACCAUGGGGGGAAGCCCCUCAUCAUGUAUUCCUGCCAUGGCCUCGGUGGCAAUCAGUACUUUGAGUACACAACCCAGAGGGACCUUCGCCACAAUGUCGCAAAGCAGCUGUGUCUACAUGCCAGUGCUAGAACACUGGGCCUUCGGAAAUGUCAGUUCACUGGCAAAAAUAGCCACGUACCCAAGGAUGAGGAAUGGGAAUUGACCCAGGAUCACCUCAUCAGGAACUCAGGAUCUGGUACCUGCCUGACAUCCCAGGACAAAAAACCAACCAUGGCCCCCUGUAAUCCCAGGGACACCCACCAGCUCUGGCUCUUUGUCUAGGCCCUGGAUCAUCCCCAGCAAGCUCCUGCGAUCCUCUCAGGAAACAGGAUUGCUGAGGUCUGACAAACUGACACUAGCUCCUCAAUAGGCCUUAAAAAUGGAUUGCUAAACCCAAUGGAUGUCAAAGCAGGACCAUCUUGCUCCUUGCAACAUUGGACCCAUUUUCUUUCCUCCACACUGAUGGAAGAGUCCUUGAGGACACAUGAUGCUUGGCCUAGGGCUCUCCUUCUGCCCUAGAAACAGAGUCCUCCAAAGCAGAGAAGGCAGCUGGGGGAGGGCCCAGGACAGCAGUGCUGAACACAAGAAGAAUACCUCUGUAUCCCCAUCCUGAAGCCCUGGUCACCCAGAGCACCUGCAGAAUCUAGUGAAACAGGGUGCUCUCAUGGAGGGAUUAGAGGUCAAAGAGAGCCUCCCUUGCUCAUAGCCCAAAGUGUGUAGAACUGAUCAUGAUUCAUAGGAAGUA
Molecule: messenger RNA, 2589 nt
Organism: Marmota flaviventris (yellow-bellied marmot)
Lineage: Eukaryota; Metazoa; Chordata; Mammalia; Rodentia; Sciuridae
Gene: Galnt6
Product: polypeptide N-acetylgalactosaminyltransferase 6
Biological process (GO): protein O-linked glycosylation
Cellular component (GO): Golgi apparatus
Molecular function (GO): polypeptide N-acetylgalactosaminyltransferase activity
Source: RefSeq, a predicted model, not a curated record